CAAAGUAGGUCGCUACGUAGAACCUAUUAUUGUUUGGACUCUUUUCUCUUUGUGGAAAAUUUAACCAACAAAUCACAGCCUCACUCCAUCAUUUCCAGAGCGGCGGACCGACGGAGACAUGUAUCGAACGGCGGCGAAGCGUCUGAUCGUCGGCGUGACCUCCGGUAGAAAUGGCAUUCAACGUCUCAGGUUGCCAUCACCUUCCACCUUCCUCGACCAUUCUUCCUUCUCCACAGCUACCAAUUCACAAGAAUUUCCUAAUUCUCAAAUCCCCAAUCAACACCAUAUUCGUCAAGAAACUCCUACCUAUUCUGAUUCUGCAUCUUCUUCAACUUCUUCUUGGUCCACAUCAACUUCCGGCGAAGAAACCCGAAGCCAUCAGAAUCGGCGGCCGAGAGUUGAGUAUCAAGAGGAGCAGGCUCGUGUCCUCCAGGCUGCUCUUUCUCAUGUGGUGAAGCUAGGAUGGACUGAGGCCGCAAUGAUUGCUGGUGCAAGGGAUCUUAGCAUGUCACCUUCCAUUGUUGGAUCAUUUGCCAGGAAGGAAGCUGAAUUAGUUGAGUUUUUCAUGGAUGAUUGCUUACAGCGGCUCAUCGAUCUAAUCGAGGCAGACGAAGGCCUUAAGAAUUUGAUACUUCGUGAGCGUAUUUACAAGCUUGUUAGGGCUCGUCUAGAAAUGCAAGCUCCCUUCAUAUCAAAAUGGGCUCAGGCGCUCAGUAUCCAGGCACAACCAGCAAAUCUAGCAACUAGCUUUAAACAACGGGCGACGCUUGUUGAUGAGAUAUGGCAUGCUUCUGGCAGUGAUACCUCUGACGUUGAUUGGUACGUCAAGCGCACUAUUUUGGGAGGAAUAUACUCAGCUACUGAGAUAUACAUGCUAACUGAUAGUUCUCCAGAUUUUCAGGAUUCAUGGACUUUCUUGGACAAUCGUUUGAAAGAUGCUUUUGAUAUAAAGAAAACCGUCCAAGAGGCAAAGUAUCUGGCAGAAGCUGUAGGUGCUGGAAUGGGGAACACCUUUCAGGGAUUUGUUGGAAAAUUUUUCCAGAGAUAGAUAGAUGAGAUUUGACUACAACUUUUUAAGUUUCUAGAGUGAGGAGUCAGCUUGUUUUGUGCUUUUUUGGUCUUGCAUACCAUGGAUUUGAACUUAGAAUUCCAUGGAAUUAUGGGAAAUAGAAAUGAGUCAUGGUAUUCCUGGCUUAAAGCAUAACAACUUUGGUUUCACUGUGCUGUUUUCAGCAAUUAUCUUUGGUGUGUUAAAAUGAGUGAGCAUCAGUUUAUUCUUAAUUCUCAAUGCCUCUCCAACCUCAGAUGUUACCAUUCAGGAGGGAAGUAUUCUGGUAUUGUUCAGUAUUGCCAAUUUUUGGGGGAAAUUGUAACUUAAAAAGUUUAUCUUUCACAAUUAUCAUUAUUUUAGAAAAUUCGUUGUAA
Molecule: messenger RNA, 1425 nt
Organism: Benincasa hispida (wax gourd)
Lineage: Eukaryota; Viridiplantae; Streptophyta; Magnoliopsida; Cucurbitales; Cucurbitaceae
Product: ubiquinone biosynthesis COQ9-like protein
Biological process (GO): ubiquinone biosynthetic process
Cellular component (GO): mitochondrial inner membrane
Molecular function (GO): lipid binding
Source: RefSeq, a predicted model, not a curated record